CUCCUUCGCUUCAUUUAGUCGCUGGACAACUCCGCUCCGGUGCUCUCUCUCUCUGUGACAGCAAGUCUUUUCUCCGCGUCGCUCCUGAGCCUUCCUUCUUCAAAGUCUAACGACUUAUCCUUCUGAUAAACUGCCUGUUAAGAAGAAGCUUCUACAUUUCUCAGGCUACCGUCAAUUAAAAACGGGAACUGACUGCGGCUGGUAACAAAAAUCGGAUUAAUUUAUCAUUUUGCUGACAGAAGUGCUUGGUUUGACAAGCCCGGACCCUCCUAACGAGUAUAUCCGAAUAGACCCCCACCCAACUCUCGCUCUUCUCUUUUUUUCUUCUAAGUUCUGAACUUUUCACUGCGAGCGCGCGCCUGGCAUUGCCCUGCGAAAACUUUUUUUUUUGUUGUGCGUUCCCACUCGUGCGGUAAAUUUCACACACUGGUCUCGCGGAUUACGGUAUAAAAAGGGACGAACAAACGUAAAACAUGAGCCAUAACACGUACUACGACCAGCAGCAGCAGCCUGAGUACUACCAGGGCACCGAUAACGGGGACGACCAGGAAGACGAGAUGCCUGCCACGGAAAAGGACCUGGCGGAGGAUGCGCCCUGGAAGAAGAUCCAGCAAAACACCUUCACCAGGUGGUGCAACGAACACCUGAAAUGCGUAAACAAGACGAUAAACGACCUCCAAAAAGACCUGGGCGACGGGCUCAAGCUCGUCAGUCUCCUGGAGGUUUUAAGUCAGAAGAAAAUGUACAGAAAAUACCACACGAGACCCAAUUUCAGGCAGAUGAAACUGGAAAAUGUGUCGGUGGCGCUGGAAUUCCUGGAGCGAGAACGCAUCAAACUGGUCUCCAUAGACUCCAAGGCCAUUGUGGACGGGAACCUGAAGCUGAUCCUGGGCAUGAUCUGGACGCUGAUCCUGCACUACUCCAUCUCCAUGCCCAUGUGGGACGAUGAGGAGGACGAAGACCUGAAGAAGCUGACGCCCAAGCAGAGGCUCCUGGGCUGGAUCCAGAACAAGGUCCCGCAGCUGCCCAUCAACAACUUCAACAAGGACUGGAGGGACGGCAAGGCCCUGGGUGCCCUGGUAGACAACUGCGCCCCCGGUCUCUGCCCUGACUGGCAGACCUGGGACCCCAGCCAGCCCGUGGAGAAUGCCCGGGAAGCCAUGCAGCAAGCCGACGAUUGGCUGGGCGUGCCACAGGUGAUUGCUCCAGAGGAGAUUGUGGACCCCAAUGUGGACGACCACUCUGUGAUGACCUACCUGUCCCAGUUCCCCAAGGCCAAGCUGAAGCCCGGUGCCCCUCUGCGCCCCAAAGUAGUGCACCCCAAUAUGGCCAAAGCUUACGGACCAGGCAUCGAGCCCCAUGGCAACAUCGUGCUGAAGCCCGCCCACUUCACCGUGGAGACGUGGGAGGCAGGGCUCGGCGAGGUCAUCGUGUAUGUGGAGGACCCUGAGGGACACACAGAGGAGGCCAAAGUUGUUCCCAACAACGACCCAAAACGGACCUACUCUGUGACCUACGUGCCCAAAGUGGAGGGCCUUCACAAGGUGAAGGUGCUCUUUGCCGGGCAGGACAUUGACAAGAGCCCCUUCAUGGUGAACAUCUCCAAGGCCAUGGGAGACCCCAACAAGGUGUCCGCGCGCGGGCCAGGCCUGGAGCCAGUCGGCAACGUCGCUAACAAGCCCACCUACUUCGACAUCUACACCGCAGGUGCUGGAGCAGGGGACGUGAGCGUGGUCAUCGUAGACCCUCAGGGCAAGCGGGACACGGUGGAGAUUGUUCUGGAAAACAAGGGCGACAGCACCUUCCGCUGCACCUACCGGCCCGUGAUGGAGGGAGCGCACACCAUCCACGUCACCUUCGCCGGCCAGCAGAUCCCCAAGAGCCCCUUCACCGUCAACAUCUCAGAAGCCUGUAACCCCAGUGUCUGCAGGGCCACCGGGCGGGGCCUCCAGCCCAAGGGGGUUCGGGUGAAGGAGGUGGCCGACUUCAAGGUGUUCACCAAGGGGGCGGGCAGCGGGGAGCUCAAAGUGUCGGUGAAAGGCCCAAAAGGCGGAGAGGAGCCGGUGAAGGUGCGUGACGUGGGAGACGGCGUGUUCGAGUGUGACUACUACCCCGUCACUCCCGGGAAAUACACCGUCUCCAUCACCUGGGGCGGCCAGGCCAUUCCACGCAGCCCGUUCGAGGUGGAGGUGGCCGCCGAGGCGGGGCUGCAGAAGGUGCGGGCCUGGGGCCCGGGGCUGGUGACCGGACGCGUGGGGAAGUCCGCCGACUUCGUGGUGGAGGCCAUCGGCACGGAAGUGGGCACCCUGGGGUUCUCCAUCGAGGGUCCGUCCCAGGCGAAGAUCGAGUGUGACGAUAAGGACGACGGCUCGUGCGACGUGCGCUACUGGCCCACGGAGCCCGGCGACUACGCCGUGCACGUCGUCUGUGACGACCAGGACAUCAAGGACAGCCCCUUCAUCGCCCACAUCCUCCCCGCAGCCAAUGACAGCUUCCCCGAGAAGGUGAAAGCCUUCGGCCCAGGCCUGGCCCCCACCGGCUGCAUCGUGAACAAACCCGCCGAAUUCACCAUCGACGCCCGCAGAGCCGGGAAGGGCGAGCUGAAGAUCUACGCUCAGGACGCUGAGGGAAUCACCAUCGAUAUCCAGAUCACGGAUAAAGGCGACGGCACCUACAUCUGCGUCUACAUCCCAACCAAGCCCAUCAAACACACCAUCAUCAUCGCCUGGGGCGAGGUCAACAUUCCCAACAGCCCCUUCAGGGUGGCCAUCGGGGAGGGCAGUCACCCGGAGAAGGUGAAGGUGUACGGCCCAGGGGUGGAGAAGACGGGCCUGAAGGCCAACGAGCCCACCUACUUCACCGUGGACUGCAGUGAGGCCGGGCAGGGUGACAUCAGCAUCGGGAUCAAGUGCGCUCCCGGUGUAGUGGGCCCGGCGGAAGCGGACAUCGACUUCGACAUCAUCAAGAACGACAACGACACCUUCACCGUGAAGUACACCCCGCCGGCUGCUGGGCGAUACACCAUCAUGGUGCUGUUCGCUGAGAAGGAGAUCUCCACCAGCCCCUUCAAGAUCAAAGUGGACCCCUCCCACGACGCGGGCAAGGUCAGGGCCGAGGGCCCCGGGCUCAACAAGACUGGCGUGGAGGUGGGCAAGCCCACGCACUUCACCAUCUACACCAAGGGCGCCGGGAAGGCCCAGCCCAGCGUGCAGUUCACCGGCGGGGCCAAGGGCGAGGCUGUGCGGGACUUCGAGAUCAUCGACAACCACGACUACUCCUACACCGUGAAGUACACCGCCCUGCAGCAGGGAAACCUGUCCAUCUUGGUCACACACGGGGGCGACCCCAUCCCCAAGAGCCCCUUCAACAUCACCGUGGCGUCCGCCCUCCACCUCAACAAGGUCAAAGUUCAAGGGCUGAACAACAAGGUGGAGGUGGGGAAGGAUCAGGAGUUCUCCAUCGAUACUCGGGGUGCCGGGGGCCAGGGUCAGCUGGACGUCAAGAUCACCUCGCCCUCCCGCCGGCCAAUCCCGUGCAAGGUGGAGUCGGACACAGCCAAUGGGACGCACUCGGUGAAGUACAUCCCCCCGGAGGAGGGGCAGUAUGCGGUGGACAUCGCCUACGACGGACACCCGGUCACUGGGAGCCCCUUCUCUGUGGAGGGGGUCAUGCCCCCCGACCCCACUAAGGUGCGUGCGUAUGGCCCGGGCCUGAAAGGGGGGAUCGUGGGGAAGCCGGCGCCCUUCGCCAUCGACACCAAGGGCGCGGGCACGGGCGGCCUGGGCCUGACGGUGGAGGGCCCGUGCGAGGCCAAGAUCGAGUGCCAGGACAACGGGGACGGGUCGUGCUCCGUGUCCUACCUGCCCACGGAGGCGGGCGAGUACUCCAUCAACAUCCUGUUCGCCGAGGCGCACAUCCCCGGCUCGCCCUACAAGGCGUCCGUGCUGCCGGCCUUCGACCCCAGCAAGGUGACGGCGAGCGGGCCGGGCCUGGAGCGGGGCACGGCGCGGGAGGCCGGCCGCUUCACCGUCGACUGCUCCAAGGCCGGCGAGGCGGAGCUCACCAUCGAGAUCGUGUCCGAGUCGGGCGCCGCCGCCGAGGUGCACAUCCAGAACAACGCCGACGGCACCUACGCCAUCACCUACACCGCGCCCUUCCCCGGCGCCUACACCAUCACCAUCAAGUACGGCGGCCACACCGUGCCCAAGUUCCCCGCCAAGCUGCAGGUGGACCCCGCCGUGGACACCAGCAGCGUGAAGGUCCACGGCCCGGGGGUGGAGCCUCGAGGAGUCCUGCGCGAGGUCACCACCCACUUCAUCGUCGACGCCCGCGGCCUGACCAAGACCGGCGGCGCCCACCUGAAGAUCAGGAUCGUUAACCCCUCCAGCGCCAACACCGACGCCUACAUCACCGACAAGGGGGACGGGACCUACAGAGUGGAGUACACUGCCUACGAGGACGGUAUGCACCUGAUCGAGGUGCUGUACGACGAGGUGUCCGUCCCUCAGAGCCCCUUCAAGGUGUCGGUGACGGAGGGGUGCGACCCCACCCGCGUCCGCGCCUACGGGCCCGGCCUGGAGGGGGGCCUGGUCAACAAGCCCAACUGCUUCACCGUGGAGACCAGGGGCGCUGGCACCGGGGGCCUGGGUCUGGCCAUCGAGGGCAGCUCGGAGGCUAAGAUGUCCUGCAAAGACAACAAGGACGGCAGCUGCAGUGUGGAGUACCUCCCCUUCACGCCCGGAGACUACGACGUCAACAUCACCUUCGGAGGACACCCUAUCCCAGGCAGCCCGUUUCGCGUGGCUGUCCGGGACGUGGUGGACCCCAGUAAGGUGAAGUGUUCGGGUCCAGGGCUGGGGAGCGGGGUCAGGGCCCACGUCCCCCAGACCUUCACUGUGGACACCAGCAAGGCUGGGAUCGCCCCUCUGGAGGUGCAGAUACUCGGGCCUACAGGCACGGCAGAGCCAGUCAGCAUCAAGGACAACAGUGACGGCACACACACGGUGAACUACACCCCGGCCAGUGAUGGUCCCUACACCGUGUCCGUGAAAUACGCCGCCCAGGAGGUCCCCCGCAGCCCGUUUAAGAUCCGGUCUCUGCCGGCUCAUGACGCCAGUAAGGUGCGGGCCAGCGGGCCGGGGCUCAACGCCGCCGGGGUCCCCGCCAGCCUCCCUGUGGAGUUCACCAUCGACGCCCGGGACGCAGGAGAGGGGCUGCUGACCGUCCAGAUCCUGGACCCGGAGGGGAAGCCCAAGAAGGCGAACAUCAGGGACAACGGUGACGGCACCUACACCGUGUCCUACGUGCCGGACAUGACCGGCCGCUACACCAUCACCAUCAAAUACGGCGGAGACGAGAUCCCCUACUCUCCCUACCGCAUCAACGCCCUGCCCACCGGGGACGCCAGCAAGUGCCUGCUCACAGUGUCUAUUGGGGGACAUGGACUGGGCGCUGGUCUGGGCCCCAGCAUCCAGAUCGGACAGGAGACACUCAUCACCGUGGACGCAAAGGCUGCUGGGAAGGGAAAGGUCACCUGCAAGGUGUCGACCCCCGACGGGGCGGAGCUGGACGUGGACGUGGUGGAGAACCACGACGGCACCUUCGACAUCUACUACACCGCCCCGGAGCCCGGGAAGUACGUCAUCACCAUCCGCUUCGGAGGAGUCAACAUUCCCAAGAGCCCCUUCCACGUGGCGGCCACGGAGGAGCCCGUCGUCCCCGUGAGCGCCGGCGAGCCCUCGCUCCGCCCCUUCCACCUGGUCAUCCCCUUCACCGUGCAGAAGGGCGAGAUCACAGGUGAGGUGCGCAUGCCGUCAGGGAAGAAAGGCCGCCCCCACAUCACGGACAACAGGGACGGCACGGUGACGGUGAAGUACGCCCCCACUGAGAGGGGACUGCACGAGAUGGACAUCAAGUACGAGGGCAACCACAUACCAGGAAGUCCGCUGCAGUUCUUCGUGGACGCCAUUCUGAGUGGUCAUGUGACGGCCUACGGCCCCGGGCUGACCCACGGCACGGUCAACAAGCCCACCACCUUCACCAUCAUCACCAAGGACGCCGGGGAAGGCGGCCUGUCUCUGGCCGUCGAGGGUCCGUCCAAGGCUGAGAUCACCUGCAAGGACAACAAAGACGGCACCUGCACCGUGUCCUACCUGCCCACCGCCCCGGGCGACUACAACAUCAUCGUCAAGUUCGACGACAAGCACAUCCCUGGCAGCCCUUUCACCGCCAAGAUCACAGGAGACGACACCAUGAGGACGUCUCAGCUGAACGUGGGCACAGCGACCGAAGUGUCGCUGAAGAUCAUGGAGACGGACCUGAGCUCUCUGACCGCCAGCAUCCGCGCGCCGUCCGGGAACGAGGAGCCCUGUCUGCUGAAGAGGCUGCCCAACCGCCACAUCGGGAUCUCCUUCACGCCGAAGGAGGUGGGGGAGCACGUGGUGAGCGUGAGGAAGCAGGGCAAGCACGUGACCAACAGCCCGUUUAAGAUCAUGGUGGGCCAGUCCGAGAUCGGCGACGCCAGCCGCGUCAAGGUCUCCGGCAAGGGCCUGGUGGAGGGCCACACCUUCGAGGUGGCCGAGUUCAUCGUGGACACCAGGAACGCAGGUUACGGAGGUCUGGGGUUGUCCAUCGAGGGUCCGAGUAAAGUGGACAUAAACUGUGGAGAUGUGGAGGACGGGACGUGCAAGGUGACCUACUGCCCCACUGAACCGGGCACCUACGUCAUCAACAUCAAGUUCGCCGACAAGCACGUGCCAGGAAGUCCGUUCACAGUGAAGGUGACGGGAGAAGGGAGGAUGAAGGAGAGCAUCACCAGGAAGAGGCAGGCCUCCUCCAUCGCCAGCGUGGGCAGCACCUGCGACCUCAACCUCAAAAUCCCAGGGAGCUGGUUCCAGAUGGUGUCGGCUCAGGAGCGCCUGACGCGCACGUUCACGCGCAGCAGCCACACGUACACGCGCACGGAGCGCACGGAGAUCAGCAAGACGCGCGGCGGGGAGACCAAGCGCGAGGUGCGCGUGGAGGAGAGCACGCAGCACGGGGGCGCCGCAGACCCCUUCCGCAACGUGUUCGGCGACUUCCUGGGCCGCGAGAGCCUCACCAGCUUCGGCGGGAUCCCGCAGAGACAAGAGGGUGAGACAGGUACCCAGGAGAUGACUGCGCAGGUGACCAGCCCCGGGGGCAAGAUGGCGGACGCUGACAUCAUCGAGGGCGAGGACAGCACCUACAGCAUCCGCUUCGUCCCGCUGGAGAUGGGGCCCCACACCGUCAACGUCAAGUACCGGGGCCAGCACGUGCCCGGGAGCCCCUUCCAGUUCACCGUGGGGCCCCUGGGGGAGGGAGGGGCCCACAAGGUCCGGGCCGGGGGCACCGGGCUGGAGAGGGGCGUAGCAGGAGUCCAAGGGGAGUUCAGUAUCUGGACUCGGGAGGCAGGUGCUGGGGGUUUGUCCAUCGCUGUGGAGGGCCCCAGCAAGGCUGAGAUCUCCUUUGAGGACAGGAAGGACGGGUCCUGUGGGGUGUCCUACAUGGUCCAGGAGCCAGGUGAUUAUGAGGUGUCAAUCAAGUUUAACGACGAGCACAUCCCAGACAGCCCGUUCGUUGUGCCCGUUGCCACGGUAUCGGACGACGCCCGACGACUGACCGUCACCAGCCUCCAGGAGACAGGGUUGCAGGUGAAUCAGGAGGCCUCGUUUGCGGUGCAGCUGAAUGGAGCGCGGGGCGUGAUCGACGCCAAGGUGCACACGCCCUCCGGCGUGACGGAGGAGUGCUACAUCACCGAGCUGGACAGCGACAAGCACGCGAUCCGCUUCAUCCCGCGGGAGAACGGCGUUCACUCCAUCGACGUGCGUUUCAGUGGCGCCCACAUCCCCGGCAGCCCCUUCAAGAUCCGCGUGGGCGAGCCGGGGCAGGCCGGGGACCCGGGCAUGGUGUCCGCCUUCGGCCCCGGACUGGAGGGAGGCACCACAGGUGUGCCCUCUGAGUUCAUCGUGAACACGUGUAACGCGGGCCCCGGGGCCCUGUCCGUCAACAUCGACGGGCCCUCCAAGGUGAAGAUGGACUGCAGCGAGUGCCCUGAAGGAUACAAGGUCACCUACACCCCCAUGGCCCCCGGAAACUAUCUCAUCUCCAUCAAGUACGGAGGGCCCCAGCACAUCGUAGGCAGCCCCUUCAAAGCCAAAGUCACAGGCACCCGUCUCUCAGGAGGACACAGCCUGCAUGAAACCUCAUCCGUUCUCGUGGAAACCGUCACCAAGACGUCCACCGUGGGCGGAGCCUACGGCUCCAUGCCCAAAUUCACCUCAGACGCCAGCAAGGUGGUGUCCCGCGGGCCCGGUCUCACCAAGUCCUUCAUGGGGCAGAAGAACCUCUUCACUGUGGACUGCAGUAAAGCAGGGACGAACAUGCUGAUGGUGGGCAUCCACGGACCCAAGACUCCCUGCGAGGAGGUGUACGUCAAACACACGGGCAACAGGGUCUACAACGUGACGUACACCGUGCGCGAGAAGGGCGAAUACAUCGUCAUCGUCAAGUGGGGAGACGAGAACAUCCCCGGGAGUCCCUUCCGCGUCUCCGUGCCCUAGAACCCCCCCCACUCCCCCCCUCCCCCCUCCCCCGACUCCAAUGGACCUAUCCCUGAAACGCACUAAAAAAUGCAAAGACUUUCCUAUUCAAGCAUUCAAAGUGCCAAAUCUUUAUUAACCUUUGAGCAUGCCCUUUGUGACAUCAUCGCAGCCAUGUUCCAUGCCAAUCAUCACAAACCAGGUUUCAUUUCCCUUUGAUGGAAAUAUUAAUAAUAACAGUUUCCUGAUGAGUGUGAAUGUAGAAUUUGGAAACAGGUUCUUUCUUUUCAACUUGAAUUGGCCAAAUCUCAUCAGUUUUUAUGUUUUAAUGAGCUAAACGCACCAGCUUCUUUCAGCCAAGGACACAAAAGCACAAAGUGCCAUGUUUUGUACAAGCACAGGAAACCAUCAGCAACUACAGUACUGUUAGGAGAAUUUAUUUAUUUAGAGAUUUUCUUUAUGAAAGAAAAUGUGUCUGUUUGAGAAGGCAAGCCAACAAACUGCAUUAUGGGAGAGUGCCUGUGCGGUGUCAUGAUCCAAAAUCAAAAAGAAUGUGAUUGGUGACAAGGUUUUGUACGGUGAAAGACAGACAGAUGUACCAAUGGUUUGCUACAUGAAUGUUAAAAUGGAAGUUGAAAUCGUACUGCAGCCAAGAGUGACAUUUUAUAGUGUUUUUUGUAUGUAUGUAUUAAGUGAAAAGAAAAAAAAAAUCUAAUGGUUUGAUAUAUUAACCUGUUUGGUAAGACUUUGCAGAUGUAAUAAAAAAUUAACUGCUAACUUGCCACAAAAA
Conger conger (European conger) is the source of this 9348-nucleotide messenger RNA. RefSeq names its product filamin-C-like. NCBI's taxonomy places the organism in Eukaryota, Metazoa, Chordata, Actinopteri, Anguilliformes, Congridae. Bases 474 to 8579 code for a protein of 2701 amino acids. The transcript is spliced from 47 exons. Gene Ontology annotation, molecular function: actin filament binding. Gene Ontology annotation, biological process: actin cytoskeleton organization. The record is from RefSeq and is a predicted model, not a curated record.